Penicillium vulpinum is the source of this 720-nucleotide messenger RNA. Its product is annotated as alpha/beta hydrolase. Lineage: Eukaryota; Fungi; Ascomycota; Eurotiomycetes; Eurotiales; Aspergillaceae. Gene Ontology annotation, cellular component: cytoplasm; nucleus. The record is from RefSeq and is a predicted model, not a curated record. The coding region runs from base 1 to 720 and encodes 239 amino acids. The transcript has 2 exons.
AUGAGAAUUUUGAUGAUCCACGGAUCCCGCCAAUCGGGAGAACUCUUUCGGGCAAAACUCCAGGGCUUAGAAAAAUUGAUCCGUCGAGCUCUCCAGCCCGGCGAAGUUGAAUUUUUGUACCCGAUAGCUCCCUUUCGGCUAGAGCCCUCUAACGGCACGUCCGAACUGCGCAAUCGGCACGGUGAAUGGAGCUGGUGGCAAUCUGAAUCCAUCGACGGUCUUUACCCCGGGCUAGAAGACGGUCUAAACGGUAUUGGGUCUAUUCUUAAGGAUUCCGGGCCAUUCGAUGGGAUCAUUGGCUUUAGUCAGGGGGCCGCUGCGGCCGCUAUGGUCGCUUCGCUUCUGGAAGAAAAUCGAAGAGAUACAUUUGUCCGAUUGGAAGCGGAGGCUGGUACCCACUAUCCCGCUUGCUUCGAUACCCUUGAACAUCCGCCUCUCAAGUUCGUGGUUAGCAUUUCGGGUUAUGCCGCCUCUCACCCGGCUUAUCGUGCUUUCUACGAUCCCGUCAUUCGGACGCCAAUGCUGCAUUUUCUGGGGAGUAUGGAUACCAUCGUGGAUGAGGCUGCGUCGAUGAGGCUGGUACAAAGUUGUCAGGAGGGGAAUGAAAAGAAACAGACCGUUAUCUGGCAUUCGGGUGGACAUGUGGUCCCAAAUGGAAAGCGAGAACUCGCUGCAGUUGCACAUUUCAUAAAGUCUACCGUGAGCUGCAAAACAUCAUAA